Molecule: messenger RNA, 513 nt
Organism: Gossypium raimondii (Peruvian cotton)
Lineage: Eukaryota; Viridiplantae; Streptophyta; Magnoliopsida; Malvales; Malvaceae
Product: dynamin-related protein 12A-like
Exons: 2
Coding region: 52-294 (80 amino acids)
Biological process (GO): receptor-mediated endocytosis
Cellular component (GO): microtubule; cytoplasm; plasma membrane
Molecular function (GO): GTP binding; microtubule binding; GTPase activity
Source: RefSeq, a predicted model, not a curated record
GCAAAUCCUAACAAUGUAUGAACAGGAAGUACAGUUUUGUCUUACGUAAAUAUGGUCUGCGCUACUUUGCGCCACUCGAUUCCAAAGUCCAUUGUUUAUUGUCAAGUCCAUGAAGCUAAAAGAAGCCUGCUUGACUUUUUCUACACGGAAUUGGGUAAACUGGAGCAAAAACGAUUAUCGGCAUUACUGAAUGAGGAUCCAGCAAUCAUGGAACGCCGAUCCGCUCUUGCGAAGAGACUGGAAUUAUAUAGGAGUGCACAAGCUGAAAUCGAUAUGGUCGCUUGGUCGAAGUAAGAGUGGGUAAAUUUAGAUCCAUGAGGCAUGGUAUUGGGAUCUGUUUUGUUGUAUUUUCGUUAAAGCAAUAUAUUUUUUAAGAAUUUUAGAAUGCAAACAUCAUUUGUUGUGUAUUCUGAGUUUCUUUAAAGCUGUAUAAUAUGCAAAUGUUUUGCCACUUUAUCGCUUAUGUGAUUUUUCAUUCAUUAAUUUAAGCAUCCGAACACAUUUUAGAAAUAA